GACUUGUGGCUCUUUGCUGAUGAACAGAGUCCUAGAAAAGUAUUAUCUGUCCACCAUGUACAGCCUUGAGUUCAUUUUAGGCUUCACUGGAAACACCAUUGUUGUCUUUGGUUAUAUUUUCUGCCUGAAAAAGUGGAAAAGUGGCAACAUCUACCUGUUCAAUUUAUCAUUAUCAGAUUUAUUAUUUCUGUGUACUCUUCCAAUACUCGUCAACAGCUACUCCAGAGAUCAGUGGGCAAAGGAGAGCAUCUUGUGCCACAGCAACAGAUUCCUGUUGCAUGCAAACCUGUAUAGCAGCAUCCUCUUCCUCACCGUUAUCAGCAUUGACCGGUACAUGCUCAUAAAAUAUCCUUUCAGAGAACAUAUUCUGCAGAAGAGGAAAACGGCCCUUAUUGUGUCUGUCGCCUUAUGGGUCGGGGUGAUACUGGAACUGCUGCCGCUGGUGUAUUUCCUGGAGCCUAUAACUGCUGCCAAUAAUUACAAGUGUCUUGAUUACGCAAGCUCUGGACACCCUGUGGAAAACUUCAUCUACAGCAUGUUCCUGACUGCCUUUGGGUUCCUUAUCCCUCUUGUGAUCAUGUGCUGCUUCUAUGUGAAGAUGGUUGUUUUUCUUAAAAGCAGGAGCGAGCAGCUCAGUUCCCUCCUGACUCUUGAAAAACCCCUUACGUUAGUGGUCCUCACGGUGGUCAUCUUCUCGGUGCUCUUUACUCCCUACCACAUAAUGCGCAACGUCCGGCUCGCUUCCCGGAUACCGGCCUUGAACGUCUCGCUGUGCACGCAGGGCGUCAUCAACACCGUUUACAUCAUCACGAGACCCAUUGCCUUUUUAAACAGUGCCGUUAAUCCUGUUUUUUAUUUCUUAAUGGGCGACCACUUCAGAGAGAUGCUGAUGGCAAAACUAAGGCAGCUCUUGAGCAGGUUGACAGCCCCUGGCAAGUGAACGAGUCAGGACACCUCUCACCGUGGGAGACGUGUUCACUCACGUCCAGUGCCUUUUUUUUAGAUAACUUUAUUUAUGAGAUAUAGAAUAUGCGUGAGCUGAUUGGAUUCCUCUAAAUGCACUUGUUCCCUUAUUGUACAGGAGACCUCCUCCUGCUCUGGACUCCAGCAGAGCAGGAGCGAUGUUCUCUCGCAGCAGUACGGCAGGCAGCCCUGCCCUUGUAGCAGGGUAAGUCAUGGCCUAUUGACGCUGUAAAUAAAGGAUCAUCACAGUAGUUCUCUGAGGGAAAAUUCGCUUCUCUGACAGCUGCUUUGUAACUCGAUGCUGGACUGGACCGAGGCUUGGGUAAAAUGUGCUGGGGCACUAAUUCACAUGUUCAACACGGUCCGGGGAUCCAGGCUGACUGUUUUCGUGUUUGCAAACUCCGCAUCUCCUGGGCGCUUUACCUUUCAGAAUAAGUAACUGGGACAAUUUACAUUUCCAGCUGACUUGGCGAGCGCUGGCACCUCGGAUGUGGCCAAGAAGGUGGUUAUGCAAAGGCCAGGGUGGGACGCGGCGCUGGCCUUGCAGAAGGGAGGCGGAGGCCACGCUGCUGUUCUUGCAGAAAGCUGUAACGUUUGGCUGCAUUUCUUGGGAGCACCGAGACGGUAAAGGCCUGUGUCUGUGUGUGCAGACAGGUUCUUUGAUAUUAAAGCUGGAUUCAGCCUGCCGAAGUAAAAAUAAGAAGAUCUAAUGUUUUAGUUCUUAACUGAGAUUCGCCUUCAUACAUCACUGGGACAGCUGUGCGCUUUCACACUGUCACUUCUCAAAGUAUAGAUUUACUUGC
Messenger RNA from Athene cunicularia (burrowing owl), 1766 nucleotides. RefSeq names its product succinate receptor 1 (gene SUCNR1). Gene Ontology annotation, molecular function: G protein-coupled receptor activity. Gene Ontology annotation, biological process: G protein-coupled receptor signaling pathway. The record is from RefSeq and is a predicted model, not a curated record. The transcript has a single exon. Gene Ontology annotation, cellular component: plasma membrane. The coding region runs from base 20 to 940 and encodes 306 amino acids. Lineage: Eukaryota; Metazoa; Chordata; Aves; Strigiformes; Strigidae.